AUGAGUCCGAAAAAGGAAAUUAGGACUAUCUCUUCCAGAAAGCCUAGAAAGCCAAGGAAUUCCCAGCCAAGAAAUCGACUCCCAAAGCUAACAGACAAUGAAUUGAGCAGUAUGAUGUGUAUCCAAGUAACAAAAGAGGGUCUUCGACUCAAAGAACCAGAGAUUACCUUCCCUUUCCCACUGUGGCUGGAUCAAAAAAACCAGGGGAAAGUAUCUGACCAAGUAACAGAAGAUCAGAUCUCCCCCUCGAAGGUUAGUCAAGGUAAUUGUCAAGAAGAGAGUGAGACAAACAGGAGUAAUGAAUCAGUCAAUUUCUCUGAUAGGAGAAAUUUGACAAGCAGUGGUUACUGCCUCUAG
Plasmodium inui San Antonio 1 is the source of this 357-nucleotide messenger RNA. RefSeq lists its product as hypothetical. The record is from RefSeq and is a predicted model, not a curated record. The coding region runs from base 1 to 357 and encodes 118 amino acids. Lineage: Eukaryota; Apicomplexa; Aconoidasida; Haemosporida; Plasmodiidae. The transcript has a single exon.